UAAACAACCGGCUGCCCGUCUCUAAUUGGCAAUCGAACUGCAGCGCCUUCAAAACUGCUAAAGUUACACGCCGCGUUUCGACCCUUUUAAUGCUCGCCGACCCCCGCUCCGCCCCUGUCGCCCCCCAGCCGUCGCCACGCGUGCAUAUGCCGGACGGGGCGAUCCAUUGGAGCCGCGGUGCGUCACGUGCCUUCCACUUGGGGAGAAAACGGGAGCGGAGAAGAGGAGAGCAGGAAAGGAGAGGAGGAUCCGCCAGGAACGGAAAGACACCUCGGAACUCGGCCAGAUGAGACGCCUCGUAGUUUCUGGCUUCUCGUCUGGUUUGUUCGGGCCCCCUCACCGAAGAUCUCCUGCCUAAUAGUGGCUCGUAAGUGCCCAUCUUGUCGCAUUUCGCGUGAUUGUCGCCGUCCUUUGUCCGCGUCUGCUAACCCCGAGACGAGACGAGGCGACAGUGUGCGUGUCGCGCAUGCGCACACUCCGAGCAGGCCCGCUCCGUGCCUAUUGUCGCCCGGAGCCGUGCUGUGGCGGUCGUACCUGAGGACAGCGCGACACCACGAGCGCGCCGCCGUUUCACGGGCAGCCCCCACCCCCUGCGCGUUCGAUUCAAAACGACCCUGAUCCGAGGUGACCAAGAUCAGUGACGCAAGAUGACCUGCCGUGGAGCGGAGAGUAGCCUUUCAGAGUCCAGCCAGGUUGUGCAGAGGACAUGUUUGCACUUCAUUUAACGGCCCCUGCUGUAGAAAAACCGAGGAUGAAGCUGAACGAGCGCAGCAUCGCUCACUAUGCCACCAGUGAUGCCCCCGCAGACAAGACAGGACAUUUGUACAAAAAGGGCGAGCGAAACCCGGCUUAUCACCGCCGCUGGUUUGUGCUGAAAGGGAACAUGCUGUUCUACUUCGAGGACAAAGACAGCAAGGAGCCCAUCGGGGUGAUCAUCCUGGAGGGGUGCACGGUGGAGCUGUGCGAGUCCUCCGAGGAGUAUGCGUUUGCCAUCAAGAUUGACUGCAUGAAAUCCCGCGUCUACAAGAUGGCGGCCGAGAGCCAGGCGGCCAUGGAGUCCUGGGUGAAAGCUCUGUCCCGAGCCAGCUUCGAUUACAUGAGGCUGGUCGUGCGCGAGUUGGAGAAACAGCUGGACGAAAUGCAGGCCCGAUGUCAGAGGAGGCAGCCCGCCGUCCGCACCAAGUCCAGACCCGGCGUUAGCAUCGGCGCCGUUCCCACGGCGAGUCCGCAGGCCUCAUACAACAGGACGAAUGAGGAGACAGUUCAGUUUAUGCCUACCGUGCCGGCUAAAGAGAACGGAGUGGCUUGGAACAAACCCAGUGAAGCGCUGAACGGAUGCAUCUACGCGGGCUACGACGGAGGCAGGCCACCUCCCGUACCCCCCCGCAGGAAGAGCGGCGGAGGCGGCACGGUCUCCGCAUUAGAGAGCCCCGUGUCUCCGGGGACGUCUUGCUUUGACAAGCUCCACGACUGGUACGGGAAAGAGAUCAUCGCCUUAAGAGACGAGUGGCUGCUCAGCCAGGUGGACGGACCGCCAUCCCACGUGUGAGCAAAGAGCAACGGAAACCAUGACAAUGCCAAAGACUUCUGCUUCUUCUUCUAAUUCUUUUUUUAGUCUCCUCUUUAUUUUCCACCUCUGUGGGACUGGUUUGUCACUUCCUGAUGGGGUCAAGCACAGAACGGGUGGCGUUUUAUUUCAGUUUGGAAAUCCUCCAGGCCAACGAGAGGCUCUUUUCUCCUGUUUGGCUCGACUCCAGACGAGUGGGUUUUGUUUUGCGUACGCAAAGGCAGACCUCGUUUCGGCUGACUUAGAGAUUUGGAAGGGCGUGUCGACCCUCAAGAAAGUGGGAGGGGCAAAAUGGAUUUUUUUGGGGAAUACACCCUGACCCUUCAUGUCAUUCUUUUCACAGAUGGUUCACACAUUCACAUCACCGUGAACACGCCACAUCUCCGAAAGGGCAGAUCCCCACAUCGAUGCGGUAGGCGUCCGUGCCCACCAACUUUGGGAUUAAUGUCGGCCACGUCAGUGGAGGAAGAGAUGUGGAGUGGCGGACUCUCAAUACCCAGAGAUACUUGAAUAAUGCGGUACACGAGCCACGUUUACCUGAAUGAAUAUAUUGAAACGUUUAGGCCGUUUAGGCCCAGGCCUUGCUUCGUCUCUAUCCUUUCUCACUUACUUAGUAGUGCCUAGUAUUUCAUUGAUUUCAAGUGUUGCGAGGAAUAUCAGAACUGAAAAAGUACCAAAAAACCCAAUUUUUGUUUUAAACAGUGCCCUACCAGCUAUUUUAAAAGUUAUUUUUCGGUACCAGAAGUAAACUGUUGUUUACAAGCACCUCGCGUUCGGUCAUUUAUUAGUACAAUGGGGAUCUGUUUGUCGAGCCUGUCGUAGUUAUAAUAAUGCACUGGAGACUCCGAGGGGCCAAAAUGCAUGGAUGUUUUACUAACGUAUUUUUCAAAAAGCAACUCUGGUAAAUCAGAGGAAACGCAUAUUUAAAUUGAAGACCUGCCUCUUCAUAGAUCAAGAGUCCCGCCUUCAAUUUAAAACCUCGAUCCUUUGCGGCUGCAUCUCCUCUGAUCGCACUGCUCUGAUUUUUCAUGAGCAUUUAUUUAACAACCAGCUGUACUACCCAUCCAAGACAGUUUGAAAUCUAAGUAAUCAACCUCAGUGUUUAACCUUUGCAAUGCACCAUCUGUUGGAAUGUAUUUUGCAAUCCAUGUAGUAAUGAGAAGCAUUGUAUGAGUCAUUCCAACAGCAUCACAAGCAUUUGUAGUAGUAAAAUGCAUGUGUCUCUGUUAUAUGCCAUUCGGUAUGGGAUUCAUAAAGGCAGAGUUAAUGUUUGUGAUGUGCCAUCUGUUAGAAUGACACAUGCAAUACAUUUAUUACUACAAAUGUUUGAGAUGCGCCAUCUGUUGCAAUGGCAGAUGCCAGUUAUUUAUCAUUUGGUAUGGGAUUCAUAAAGGCAGUGUUAAUGUUUGUGACAUGCCUUCUGUUGGAAUGACAUAUAUAAUGCAUUUAUUACUACAAAUGUUUGAGAUGCGCCAUCUGUUGGAAUGGCAGAUGCCAGCUAUAUGCCAUUUGGUAUAGGAUUCAUAAAGGCAGUGUUAAUGUUUGUGAUGUGCCAUCUGUUGGAAUGACACAUGCAAUGCAUUUAUUACUACAAAUUUCUGAGAUGCACCAUCUGUUGGAAUGGCAGAUGCCAGCUAUAUGCCAUUUGGUAUGGGAUUCAUAAAGGCAGUGUUAAUGUUUGUGAUGUGCCAUCUGUUGGAAUGACACAUGCAAUGCAUUUAUUACUACAAAUUUCUGAGAUGCACCAUCUGUUGGAAUGGCAGAUGCCAGCUAUAUGCCAUUUGGUAUGGGAUUCAUAAAGGCAGUGUUAAUGUUUGUGAUGUGCCAUCUGUUGAAAGGACAAAUACAUUGCAUAUGUCUCUGUUAUAUGCUAUUCGGUACGUAAUUUGUUUGUGCCAUCUGUUGGAAUGACAAAUGCAACGCAUAUGUCUUGGUUAUAUGCCAUUUGGUACGGGAUUCAUUUGUGCCAUCUGUUGGAAUGACAAAUGUUUUUUAUUGCUACAAAUGUUUGAGAUGCACCAUCUAUUGGAGUAACAGAGACAUAGCAACCACACAGACAUGCAGAUGCCUAUAUAUUAUUUGAUUGGGUAAAAGUGACUGCCAUGUUCCUACAGCGAGAAAAAUGUCUUCAACAGGUAGCAGUGCGCCAAGUGGACAUCCGCUUUGGUGACUGGCACAGGUUAUUACAGACACGCAGGCACUUGCCCUUUUAUUAAGGUAGAUUUUUUUUACAUUUUGCACGUUGUGAACAUACGACUGUACGACUGGGUAUGUGGACUGGACGACACGAGUAACAUGAAGUUUCUGAAAUUGCUGCGGGUCAUCCCUGUCCUAUUAGAACCUCCGCUCCUCGUGAGAUUAAAGUUUCUCCCGGCCGUUGCUCCAAACCCUGUGGGGUAAUUGACCUAUAAAAACUGAUCAGGUGGAGAGACCAAAAUUCAAAAACCGCUAAGAACAAAUGAGGUCCUCCACUUGCCCGACCGCACGUAUGUGGCACUGCUGGGUCAGUGGGGCUUCAAACGACAAGGACUGUUCUCUUUCUCCUGGUACUCGAGGCCUUAUCUCAGAUAAAUUACUGAUGCCUUAUCUGCCAGACUCCUCCAUUAUAUAGUGCCUUGCAGGGAGCGUGAGUGCCAUCUCUAAACCCUUACCGUUACAGAUAACGUUUUCCAUACUGGUGUUGGCGCUUUGCAUUUUCCUGGCCGACAGCGCCAAUGCCUGAAAUGCAGCACAACUGUGCCCAUUGAUGUAAGUCCGUGUGGGCGUGGCAUUGAGCACGAGGUGCCCGUCUGGCACCCGCAGCACAGUUGGCUGCCCAGUUCACUUGUGGUUUCUGCACUUGUGGGGAAAGUCCGGGCUGCUGUUUGUCGUCACGUCGUCUUUCUCGUUUCAUUGACACCCAGCAGCCGGAAGAACACAGCGGUCAGCGUCGUGUGGCACAGGCAGGCAGGAAGGUGCUUGAAACGUCACAGUCCGGGGUGGGGUGGGGGGCACGCAGACCACGUGGCUUUUCCAGUUGUAGCAGAGCUGCAUUUAUACAAAUAAUGACAGGCGGGUCUUGAUGACGCUGCGGCUGCCGCUUGAGCAUUCUGGAAAUGUGGUGGGCGGCGCAGGGGGGCCGAGGCCUGCUUGUUUGGUGACGAUAUGCUAAUAAACUUCAUUAAAGUGACUUCUUUAUUCUUUAA
Erpetoichthys calabaricus (reedfish) is the source of this 4752-nucleotide messenger RNA. RefSeq names its product PH domain containing endocytic trafficking adaptor 1 (gene pheta1). NCBI's taxonomy places the organism in Eukaryota, Metazoa, Chordata, Cladistia, Polypteriformes, Polypteridae. Gene Ontology annotation, biological process: receptor recycling; retrograde transport, endosome to Golgi; endosome organization. Bases 707 to 1549 code for a protein of 280 amino acids. The record is from RefSeq and is a predicted model, not a curated record. The transcript has 3 exons. Gene Ontology annotation, cellular component: recycling endosome; trans-Golgi network; early endosome.